GGCCGAUGGUACCGUACGUUGCUCCAAACGAUAGAGGCACUGAACCACCAGCUAUAUUGGCAAGUCGGCAAAGCUGGUCGAUUAAUAAUGGGGCUCAAGCUCCCAGCAGCAGUACUACUCUCCCAGGUGGCCAAGCUAGGCUCCCUCCUUAUUCUCUUCCUUCUCGUGCUGCUGGUGCCUGCCUUCCUCAGGGUCCCCUAUUACAACCUCCUCUUCAACGCCAUUGUCCUCGCGCUGGGCAUCCAGGCCGGCCUCCUGCGCCGCGGCAGCACCAUGACCUCUUCCGACCCUAUCGCUGACGAAGACCGGCACGGGUCUUCCCGGACUGGUCAGGAUGUCACGCCUGUCAGUAUCGCGGCUUCACCGUUUCAGAGGGCUAGAUCAGUCCGUGUCCAUCACAACGACCAGACGGCGGCCGCAGAUGAUCAGGCGGUACCUGCCUUUGGAGCAAGUAACAUAGUUGACCUGAAGACGAAGACCAAGAAGGUGGUGCUGACGAUGCUGAUGAAGAAGUGCCCGUCGGCGGCGAGCAUCUUCUUCCUCAGCGCGCUGAACGGCAGCCGAGUCAGCGGAGAGAAGGCAUCCGAAGAGAAGCAGGAAGAUCGUAAACUCGACGUGGAAAUGACUCGGCAGGAGCUGUUUGCCAACACGGAGAGGUUCAUCGGGAACUUCCGCAAGGAGCUCAGGAUGCAGAGACAGUAGCUCUCGAAGCUAGCCCAAAAACCUAAGUUGGCUUUCCUUUUUCUUAUUAUAAUUAGGGUGAUACUUGAUAGGCACGGUUCGCCGCGCCGGUGAUAUCAGGCUUGUCCGUUGCUACUAACUUUUUGUUGUGUUGCGUGAGGAAAACAUGAGGUGAGUGAGAUGUGCCUGUAGUUUUGGUAAUAAGGAUUGAGGAAAUGCACUUUAGCAGUUCAACUCUAUCAUAAAGUAGUCCAGCUUCCA
This is a messenger RNA of Aegilops tauschii subsp. strangulata, 942 nucleotides long. RefSeq lists its product as uncharacterized. Lineage: Eukaryota; Viridiplantae; Streptophyta; Magnoliopsida; Poales; Poaceae. The record is from RefSeq and is a predicted model, not a curated record.